AUGAGUGACUCAGAUUCAGAUGAGGAAGAGGAUCUUGUACGCAACAAAUCUAACUUUAAUCCUAUUAAAGGACAAAACGAAAUUUUAGAUGUUGUUUGUGAGACAUUAAAUAAUUUGCCUCUGAAUAAUAACGAAAACCGCAAAAUAAAAUGCAAUCUUACAAUAGAAGAGAAGAAUGCACUUAAAUCAUUGUCGAAUGAUGAAUCCAUUGUAAUGAAAGAAGCGGACAAGGGUGGCGCUGUUGUAAUCAUGGAUUCUAAGUUUUAUAAAACUCAUAUAAUGAAUAUGCUAUCGAACGUCGAGUACUACGAAGAAAUACCAAACAACAGCGAUAGAAAAACAAUGCAGAAAAUUAAGAAUCUUUUAAAACGUCAUAAAACAUCAUCGAGUUUAACAGAAAAAGAAGAAGACUUCUUAAUUGAUUAUGAAUAUAGUGAAAGCAAUUUUUAUGGACUGCCAAAGAUUCAUAAAUCUAGAAAAAUAAAAGAGGCCAUCAAAUCCCAAUGCUCGGAAUACAUAACUUGUCCUUAUCCAGACGAUCUCACUUUCCGACCAAUAGUAGGAGGACCAUCAGCACCAACGCAAAGACUUAGCAAUCUACUAGACAUUCUUCUAAGGCCAUUAUGUUCUGGAGUCAAAAGUUAUGUACAAGAUGACUUCGAUUUUCUCCGCCAUUUACCAGAGAAAGUUGAUAUAAACAGCAAGCUCGUUACGUUGGAUGUCAUAAACUUGUACAGUAAUAUAUCAAGUUCCCUGGGACUUGAAGCCGUAGAAUACUGGAUCAGUAAGGAUCCUGAAAAAAUUAACGGCAGAUUUUCAAGCGACUUUAUUUUGGAAGCAACAGAAAUAGUGCUGACAAAUAAUACUUUCACAUUUAAUGGAAAACAUUUGAAACAAAUAAAAGGAACGGCUAUGGGCACAAAAAUGGCUCCGACAUAUGCCACCUUAACAUUAGGAUACUUAGAAGAGAAAAUGUAUCAAAAAGUGGGAGAACAAUUCAACGAAGAGGUAAAAAAUUAUAUUAUUAAUUACUGGAAAAGAUAUCUGGACGAUUGCUUUAUUGUAUGGAAAUUCAGCGACAACGAAUUAUCUACCUUUAAAACAUUGCUGAACGAACUUAAUCCUGAUAUAAGAUUUACAGCGGAAGAAAGUACGGAUAGAAUUCCAUUUCUGGAUAUUUUGUUAAUUAAGGAAAACGACGUCAUUUUGGCAGAUAUCUAUUACAAACCUACAGAUACGCAUCAGUAUCUUCAUUUUAAUUCGUGCCAUCCACGACAUACGAAAAGAGCUAUACCUGAUAACUUAGCGAGGAGAAUAUGCACCGUCGUUCAUGACGAAUCAAUCAGAAUACAAAGACUACAAGAACUUAAACCUCCUCAACCCUGUGCAACAAAACAGGACAAAUUCCAAGAUCCUACCAUUAAUAACGACACAUAA
Saccostrea echinata is the source of this 1437-nucleotide messenger RNA. RefSeq lists its product as uncharacterized. Bases 1 to 1437 code for a protein of 478 amino acids. The transcript has a single exon. Lineage: Eukaryota; Metazoa; Mollusca; Bivalvia; Ostreida; Ostreidae. The record is from RefSeq and is a predicted model, not a curated record.